Messenger RNA from Microdochium trichocladiopsis, 486 nucleotides. RefSeq names its product Rdx family-domain-containing protein. Lineage: Eukaryota; Fungi; Ascomycota; Sordariomycetes; Xylariales; Microdochiaceae. Bases 1 to 486 code for a protein of 161 amino acids. The transcript is spliced from 3 exons. The record is from RefSeq and is a predicted model, not a curated record.
AUGGCUACUGCAACAACUGUGGCAUCUGGCUCGCUGCCGACGCCGAUACACUUGCCCAGAGUCACGAUCAAGUUCUGCACGCAGUGCAAGUGGAUGCUCAGGGCGGCUUAUUACGCUCAAGAGCUUCUCUCCACAUUCUCAACAGCACUUGGCGAGGUCGCACUUCAGCCUUCCACAGGCGGGGCAUUUAUCCAGCACCAUCACCAUCACCAGCAGCAUCAGUCUAUCACAACACAGCACCGCGUGCUCUGGGACCGCAAAGUCGAUGGCGGAUUCCCCGAGGCCAAAGAGCUCAAGCGGCGCGUGCGGGAUGUCAUCGAGCCCGGGAGAAGCCUGGGCCACGUCGACAAGGAUUACCCGAAGGAUUCGGCCACGGGAUCAGGCGCACUUGGGGAAGAAACGAAGCCAUCCGUCAGGUUGGGGUCCUCUGCUGCUACUGCUGCGAAUAAGGUGCGUGUCAAGGAGGAUUGUGAGGACUGCAGGUGA